Chrysoperla carnea is the source of this 733-nucleotide messenger RNA. RefSeq names its product 60S ribosomal protein L13a (gene RpL13A). The coding region runs from base 73 to 687 and encodes 204 amino acids. Gene Ontology annotation, molecular function: structural constituent of ribosome; mRNA binding. The record is from RefSeq and is a predicted model, not a curated record. NCBI's taxonomy places the organism in Eukaryota, Metazoa, Arthropoda, Insecta, Neuroptera, Chrysopidae. The transcript has 5 exons. Gene Ontology annotation, biological process: negative regulation of translation; translation. Gene Ontology annotation, cellular component: cytosolic large ribosomal subunit; ribosome.
CUCGUGUACUAUUCGUAUGUUUCCGGUUUAGUUAUGUUAAAAUUUGUGUCUUUUCCGUCUUAAACAGCAAACAUGACGGGUUUUAGUAAAAAGCCUAUAUUAAUUGAUGGCCGCGGCCAUUUAUUGGGACGCUUAGCUGCUAUUAUUGCUAAAACUUUACUUCAAGGAAAUACAGUCGUUGUCUUACGAUGUGAAGAAUUAAAUAUUUCAGGAAACUUCUUCAGAAAUAAGUUGAAGUUUAUGUCAUUUUUGCGUAAAAGAUGUAAUGUAAAUCCAGCUCGCGGUCCUUUCCAUUUCCGAGCACCUUCAAAAAUCUUAUGGAAAACAGUUCGUGGUAUGGUACCACACAAAACAGAACGUGGAAAGCAAGCACUUCGUAGAUUAAAGGCAUACGAAGGAGUACCUCCACCAUAUGACCGAAGGAAGCGAUUGGUAGUUCCAGGUGCAAUGCGCAUCAUGUGUUUAAAACCUGGCAGAAAGUACUGUCACGUUGGAAGAUUAUCACAUGAAGUUGGAUGGAAAUACCAAGGUGUUGUACGCACAUUAGAAUCAAAACGUAAAGUGAAAGCUGUUUUGAGUAUUCGUAAACGUGAUAAACUCAAGAAAAUUACUAAAGAUGCUGGCAAAGUUGUAGAGAAACAAACAGCACCAUUUACAGCUGUUAUUAACUCUUAUGGUUACAACUAAUUUAUAAUUUUUAAUAAAUAAAAAUAAAAAAAGAGUUUAUAAAAAA